AUGACGAUAACAGAUCGACUACAUGGAAUGAAUGAUGUUAUAGGUCAAAAACCGGUCACUGCUUCGUCACCUGUAAUUGAUUUUAAUGCUAGUGAUGAAGACAGUUGGCUCUUUGAAGAAUACAGUCGUGAAGAUGCAAUUAAUGCAUUACAAAAUCAAUCAGAUGGUACAUUUCUUGUACGUCCCAGUGGAACGAUAAAAGGCGAUCUUGUUCUUUGUGUUAAGUAUGGUUCAAAAGUAAGUCAUUAUAUAAUCAAUGUUACUCAAGAAGUAUCUAAGUCGAUAUAUAAAAUUGGUGAUAAAACAUUUUCAAGUAUGAAAGAACUUUUAACUUUUUAUAAACAACGUUUACUUGAUACAUCACCACUUACUCGAAUUCAUCCAAAAUCAAGAGUACGAUCGAAAUAUAAAUUUGAUGGCAAGGAUGAUGAAGAUUUACCAUUUAAAAAAGGACAAAUUUUAAUGAUUAUUAGAAAAGUUGAACCAUUAUGGUGGCUUGCAAGAAAUAGCUCUGGAGAUAAAGGCAUGAUUCCUGCUAAUUAUGUGGAAUAUAUUCGAGACGACGUCUGA
This is a messenger RNA of Adineta steineri, 570 nucleotides long. NCBI's taxonomy places the organism in Eukaryota, Metazoa, Rotifera, Eurotatoria, Adinetida, Adinetidae. The record is from the annotation of a GenBank genome assembly.